Podospora pseudocomata is the source of this 1501-nucleotide messenger RNA. RefSeq lists its product as uncharacterized. The record is from RefSeq and is a predicted model, not a curated record. The transcript has 2 exons. Lineage: Eukaryota; Fungi; Ascomycota; Sordariomycetes; Sordariales; Podosporaceae. Bases 179 to 1198 code for a protein of 339 amino acids. Gene Ontology annotation, cellular component: anaphase-promoting complex.
GCCGUCGUGAACUUGCUCUGACCAUCAAGGUUCUCAAGCACAGACCACCCAGCAACAGAAGUCUCGCUACUUCUGCAGCUCCACAACGCACGUCCCUCUUCUCUUUCUUCCACCACGCUAACGAAGCGCCAAAUCAACGCACGGACCAUACCAAGCCCACAGGCUUCACAGUGCGAAGAUGAAUCAAGGCGGCCGGGACCUCGAGACCAUUUGGGAAGACACAGAGGACGAAGUUGAUCUCCUCCAUGUCGACCCUGCCAACCUCGACCGACCUUCCAACCCAAUCGCCGCCGGAUCUUCUUCUCCCCCGCUUCCCCCCCCCUCUCACAUCCAGCACCCGAAUCUUCCCUCUUACGAGGACGAACACAGCAAUCAACCUGCCCUGCCCGCCCAGACCGAUCACACUGAUCAAAUCCUCGACGACAACGUCUCCGUCGGCGACUCUGACGGUCUCGGUCUAGACAGCACUCCUGAGACAGAGGGUGAUUUUUUGCUCGACUGGAUCCGCAACCACGCCGAAGCCCGUGACGCCGACCGCAACCACGACAAUAACGAAGCGGAUAUAACCUCUGAGCUCGAGGGCCCGGAUACCGACAGCGACGCCUCGUACGCGACGAGCACCAGUUCCUGGGAGCUCGAUAGCCGCACAUCAAGCCAGAUAGUUUCUUUGCCGGAUAUCACGGAGGUGCCCGAGGUGAAGAUCCUCGAGGUUGAGGCCACCGAGACAAGUCGGGCGAUUGUUAGACUCUGGAUCGGACACGCCAGCAUGAAUAAAGACGCCCACUACUCCUACGUCCACUUCCACCACUCCUUCCACGCCGACCUCCUCGAAGAGUUCCGCAAGGACUCCAAACUCCCCAAUGACGACAUUUACGUCCCGCCUCACCUCCAGCCUGUCAAUCCCGAGGACGAGGACGAUGUCGUCCCCGAUCAGCACGCCGCCUUCGGGAUUCAAAAGGCGACUCAGAAGGUGAAGGAGCCGGCUUGGAGGGACUUGGGGUUGGAGGAGCUCAUGUCGAGGGGCCCUGGGGGUGGGAAUGCUCACCAGGGUCCGUGGGCCAACAACAGCCGGCCUGGGACUUCGUCUGGUGCUGGGGCUGCUGCGGCUGGGGGUGCUGCUGGCCAUGGGAAUGCUGCCCCGCGCAGACGCCCUGGUCAUCGCGCUCCGGGGUCGGGGUACCGCGGCUUGCCGCGCUGAUUGCUGGUCUGAGCUAGCUCUGGUUGCGCUCGCUCGCGCGUGUGGUCACUGAUGGCUGGGAUGGUAACGACAUUCGGCAUUCGGGGCAAUUUCAGACUGAAGAGCAUUGCUUUGGCGUUUGGCUUGGUUUCACAGGGUCAUCAGGUUGCAUCAGCUCGGACAAACUGGGGUUUCCUGUGGAUUAUCGGAUAGGUGUUUGGGGCGCAUAUCGGAGCAGGAAAUUAUACCCAUCAGGUUUCAGAUUGAUACACAUAGUCCAUAACCAAUUGAUACAGCCCUCUUUAUGAGCGCUCGUUUACUCUA